Diachasma alloeum is the source of this 2087-nucleotide messenger RNA. RefSeq names its product trehalase. The transcript has 9 exons. The record is from RefSeq and is a predicted model, not a curated record. Gene Ontology annotation, biological process: trehalose catabolic process. Gene Ontology annotation, molecular function: alpha,alpha-trehalase activity. Lineage: Eukaryota; Metazoa; Arthropoda; Insecta; Hymenoptera; Braconidae. The coding region runs from base 182 to 1909 and encodes 575 amino acids.
CCGAGGAAACACUUGAUAUUGUCUUACACUCGAGUUUGUAGAGCGGCGCUGAGUGCAUUUGACGUUAUGAAGCACUCGCGUUCGCUGUCCCCUACUCUCGAUAAUUAAAGAACGAUCCGGGAUUUCUUGCGGCUAUUUUUACUCUGUCGUCCUGGAAUCAAAGGGCAGAGGAGACGGGAGCAUGUGGCGUGAUCACUUGUUGACCUUUUUUCUCCUGCAUGCGACCGGCAACGCCGCAAGCAUUCGAGCAAAAAACGUGAAGACGGAUCUCUGCAACAGUCCUAUUUACUGCCACAGCUUACUAUUGAAGACUGUGCAGCUGGCGAAUAUAUUUCCGGAUAGCAAAACAUUUGUGGACAUGUAUCUGUUGAACGAUCCGAAGAUCACAUUGGAGAAUUUCGACGAGUUGAUGUCGGCAACAGGUGGUAAGCCAAACAAAACGCGAGUGGCCCGCUUCGUUAGUGAAAACUUUGGAAAGAAAAAUGAACUGCUUACGUGGGUGCCACCGGACUGGCAAGCCAAACCCGCUAUCUUGGACAGAAUCAAUGAUGAGGGGAUGAGGGAGUGGAUUAUCAAGCUCAAUUUCAUCUGGAGAAAUCUGUCGAGGACGGUUCAUCCGGAUGUCAUCAGAUAUCCAGAGAGACACAGCCUUAUUCCAGUGAAAAAUGGAUUUAUCGUGCCUGGUGGGAGGUUCCGGGAAUUUUAUUACUGGGACACGUACUGGGUUAUCGAGGGUCUUCUCCUCUCGGGUAUGGAAAAAACAGCAAAGGGAAUGCUUGAGAAUUUCCUGUCAAUGGUCGAGGAGUACGGUUUCGUUCCCAACGGAGGGAGGAUUUAUUAUUUAAUGAGAAGCCAGCCUCCACUGCUCAUUCCCAUGGUGAAGAAAUACGUCGACUCUACUAAUGAUACAAAAUUUAUAUCCGAACACUUGCCACUGCUGGAGAGAGAGUUUGAAUAUUUUCAUCACGGCAAGAGUGUGAGUGUUAUUAAAGGGCGUAAAAUUUAUAGAAUGGCCCAUUACGUCGUUACCAGCGAGGGACCCAGACCCGAGAGCUAUUGGGAGGACUACGAGGAGGCACGGCGUCACGUUAAACACAUAGACGAACAGGUAUUUUACGAUGGAAUAAAAGCAGGCGCGGAGAGUGGCUGGGACUUUUCAGCGCGCUGGUUUAUUUCGGAAGGCCCUGGCUUUGGCAAUCUCUCCGACAUUUCCACCCGAAAUAUUAUACCAGUCGAUCUCAAUGCAUUCCUCCAACGCAAUGCACGGCUUCUCGGUGAAUUCCACCGAAUCCAGGGGAACACUAGGAGAGCGAAAUUUUACGAAGACAUUGCCGCAACGUAUCAGCGUGGUAUUGAUCACGUACUCUGGAAUGAGGAUGAAGGUAUUUGGUUGGAUUACGAUAUGAAAAAUGCACGACCGAGAGAUAUCUUCUAUCCGACGAAUUUGACGCCUCUAUACACCGGGAGCUUUAAUAGAAGUCACGGCGAAAUUUAUGCUAAGAGAACCGUGGAAUAUCUGAAGCGCCGACGGAUUGGAGAUUUUAUGGGGGGCACACCGGCCUCGCUGGAUGAGACUGGACAACAAUGGGACGCACCCAAUGCUUGGCCGCCUCUCCAAUCCAUCAUGGUGCAAGGGCUUCGGAAUACCGGAGUGGAGCCUGCUAUGAGCGUUGCUAAGACACUCGCGACCAGGUGGCUGAGAGCUAUGUACCUAGGCUUUCAGAAAUAUGGGAAAAUGUUUGAAAAGUACGAUGCGAGAGAGCCAGGAAAAUUCGGCGCCGGAGGAGAGUACACGUGCCAGCAGGGUUUUGGAUGGACGAAUGGAGUUGUUUUCGAAUUUCUGGAUAUUUAUCCUAACGUCACUGCCGAUGAAUUGCUCUGCACCACCUGCACUGCCGACUUCGAUUGAUGAAUUGUGGGAGCGCGUAUUGAGGAAUUAAUUAAUUCUGUUGAGUUCGUACCAAUGGAUAUAUUCGAGAAUAUAUCGGGUCUUGAUUUACGAAAUGAGUUUUGAGGCAACUCAUGCAUUCAAAAGUAUUUAUUCCAGUAUUUACAGUUAUUUUGUUAAUAAAUACACCUAUUUGUUC